Molecule: messenger RNA, 750 nt
Organism: Malania oleifera
Lineage: Eukaryota; Viridiplantae; Streptophyta; Magnoliopsida; Santalales; Ximeniaceae
Product: intracellular ribonuclease LX-like
Exons: 1
Coding region: 1-750 (249 amino acids)
Biological process (GO): RNA catabolic process
Cellular component (GO): extracellular region
Molecular function (GO): RNA binding; ribonuclease T2 activity
Source: RefSeq, a predicted model, not a curated record
AUGUUGUUCAAGAUGCAUCCGCCAGUAAUACUGUGCACAGCAGCUUUCUUCAUUCUCUCCCUUCUUUGUUCCCCUGCUUCCCCACAACAGCCCGCCGGUGAUCAGAGCAACUCAAAGCUCAUAAAGCUUGCCAUAUACUGGCCAACCUCGCUCUGCAACGGCAAAACCAAGUGCAAGUACAACACUCCUCCCGAUCGAUUCUCGAUCCAUGGCCCCUGGCCCCUUUACCGCGACCCUCCCGGCCCCGACACCAUUGACUGGGACACUUUUCCGAAUGACACAGAGGAAAAGAUGAAGGUUGACUGGGCAAGCUACGGCACCACCACGAAUAGAGAGUUUUGGAACCACGAGUGGAAGGACCAUGGGAGGAUCUCGGGGCUGUUACCGCCAGCGUACUUCAACCUGGGACUCGAUCUCUUCUACAGAGUGGGUCUGGGAAAUCAUCUGAGGGCGGAGGGAAUGUACCCGGCUGGGCAGACCGUGGACAAUAAAGUUUUCUCGACGGCGGUUUCGAAGGUGGCAGACGGGAAGAGAUUGAUACUGUUGUGCAACAAGGACAGGGCGGGAGUGGUGCAGCUGUACGAGAUCGAUAUCUGCGUUGACCAUGCCACGGCGGCGCAUGACUAUGCGGAUUGUCCCCAGCCAACUCCGGGCUUGAAGUCUCUCUGCCCCGACAGCUUCCGGCUGACUGAAGCUACUGUUACUGUUCAAUUUACGGGCUCUGAUUCUCCGGUCCAUGAUGAAUUUUGA